Cantharellus anzutake is the source of this 2198-nucleotide messenger RNA. RefSeq names its product pyridoxal phosphate-dependent transferase. Gene Ontology annotation, molecular function: carboxy-lyase activity; pyridoxal phosphate binding. The coding region runs from base 143 to 1942 and encodes 599 amino acids. Lineage: Eukaryota; Fungi; Basidiomycota; Agaricomycetes; Cantharellales; Hydnaceae. The transcript has 7 exons. Gene Ontology annotation, biological process: amino acid metabolic process. The record is from RefSeq and is a predicted model, not a curated record.
GUGGAUUUAAAGCCUGCAUGGCACUCGGGAACUGCCUGACGCCGCUAUUUCCUUGCUGCGAGAACCGCAGAAAAGUGUGCGACUAGAGAGAGAAGAACUAGAAGGGUGUUAACGCAACGUCUUGACAAAGUAUAACUACCCGAUGGACAUUGAAGCGUUUCGCAAAGCAGGUUAUGAAGCAAUAGAUCGCAUAUGCGACUACUAUAAUACUCUCGAAUCGCGUCCCGUCCUGGCCCAAGUGGAGCCAGGAUACUUAAUUAACAAAUUAUCUACACAUCCUCCUCAAGAAGGAGAAGAUAUUCAGGAGAUCACAGCCGAUUUUCGAAGAUUGAUCAUGCCUGGAAUCACCCAUUGGAAUCAUCCUGAGUUUUUUGCCUUUUUCCCAAGUGGUAGUUCACUCGCAGGAAUCCUCGCAGACUUAUACUCCACUUCAGUUUCCAACCCUGGCUUCAACUGGAUCUGCUCUCCAGCAUGCACCGAACUUGAGCAAGUUGUUGUGGACUGGGUCGCAAAUCUGCUUAGCCUCUCCCCAGCUUUCCUCAACUCCCCUCCUGCACCGGUCCAUGACCAGCCUCCCUCAACCACGGCCUCCUCGCCCAGUGCUUCUCCCCCUCUCACACCUGUCGAAAGCAGCGGCACAUCGCAACCCCUACUUGGAGGUGGGGGCUCCAUCCAAUCAACAGCCUCCGAAAGUGUCCUUGUGGCAAUAAUCGCAGCCAGACACCGUUUCCUCUCUUAUUUCUCAUCCCAUUCCUCCCUUCCCCCACCAUCACACGAAUCCCUUAUCAUAUACCUCUCGACCCAAACUCACUCGCUCGGCCUAAAAGGCGCCAAGUUACUGGGCCUAAACUAUCGAGAGCUAGACGUUGAUGAAGGGUGUGAAUGGGGUGUUAAGGGGCUUGCGUUCAAGAACGCUUAUGACGAGGACAGGAACAAGGGUUUGUGGCCUUUUAUCUUUAUCGGGACGAUUGGGACGACAUCCUCUGGAGCGAAUGAUCAUAUCGAUGAGAUAGGCCCCAUCAUCUCCCAACUUGAUAGCGUCUGGUUUCACAUCGACGCCGCCUGGGCCGGAGUCUCGUUUUCUUGUCCCGAAUUCAGAAGGAAAGGGAAACUGGACGCUAUAAAUAAGUACGCGGAUUCAUUUUGUACGAAUUUCCACAAGUGGGGCUUGGUGAACUUUGACUGCUCGAUCCUCUGGGUCCGCGAUCGUGCAGCUCUGACAGCCUCCAUGGACAUCGGGUCCUCAACUCCAUCUUUCUUGCGCACAACCCAAUCAGACGCCGGGCUUGUCGUGGAUUAUAGGAACUGGCAACUUUCUCUAGGGAGACGGUUCAGAAGUAUCAAGUUGUGGUUUGUGUUAAGGAAUUUUGGAGUGAAGGGGUUUAGGGCACAUAUCAGGAAGGGAGUUGAAUUGGCGGAACUGUUUGAAAGGUUGCUUAAGGGUGAGGAGGCGGUGGAAGCGGUUUGUGAGGGGAAAAUGAAGAGGGAGAACAUGUUCGAAAUGGUAACACCCAGAGCACUAGCUUUGGUCGUGUUCCGGCUCAUUCCUCCUCGCCCUUCCCCUCCUGAGUCGCACAAUGCUCUAAGUCAGGAAACUUUGAACGCGCUUAACAUUACACUUCACCAAAACCUCACUCAUCCUCCAACACCUCCCCCUUUAGCUUCUUCUUUUAUCCCCGGCAGCGACCCGAGUGUUUCCAGUAGAAAUCCCCCCGACUCUAGCUUGGAAGACGCCCUUUUCAUCACACGAACCGAAUUAAAAGGAAAGGUUUGUUUGAGAAUGGCUAUUGGAGCAGAGAGAACGACAGAGGUUCACAUCCGAAAGGCCGUGAAGAUCUUGGAGAGGGUUGGGAGGAGGGUUCUGAGGGAAGCAGGUUUUGCGGUCGGUGAAGGCGACCUCGGUGCAUGUGCAGCCGAGACCAAAUCAGCUCAAACGGAGUAAAUUGGUGAAAACCGUUGAUCUCGCUUUCUAUUUUCUUACCUUGGCCCGAGGUUUUGGCCAUCGUUCAUUACCCUUCCCCCCGACUUGUUUGUCCGAAUAGUUUAUCACAGGGGGGUGAUUUUUCUCCCCUUAACUUCUUUCCUACUCCCUGCUUCCGGUUUGAUCGUACAAUGCGAUACCGCUUCUCAACUGACUCAACCAGCUAGUUCAGAAAACAUUUGGUUAACCAAUGUUAUCGAUGUCACAACUGAGAAUG